AUGGCAGGAUCGAGCAACCGAGGAGCGAAGCUGUACCAUGAGACGCGGCGUGACAGGUCGACUCCUUCUGCCGUGCACUGCCUCAACGCACUGCUACAGGGGCCUCUCUUCGGUGAAUCUGAUUUGACAGCAAUCACGAUCAAGCUCGACCGAAAGGAGCAUCUCAAUUUAAAGCGAGAAUUCAACCUCUCAGCGUACUCCUCCCGUCAUUUUUGGUUCGACGGCUUCGGCUUCCAGGUCGAGGUCUUGCAAGAGGCCUUAAAAACAUGGGAUAUACAAAUCACCCCACUUCACCCCCGGAAUGCUAGGAAAUCCCUGAUUGAUUUUGAGCAGGAGAGUGCCCUCAUUUGUCUCCGGGACUAUAAGGAAGAUUGGACCUGCGUCCGGAAGGUGGACGGCGAGUGGUACGAAUUCGACUGCCACCACGAGGCGCCGGAGCACGUGCCCGGUUUUUAUGUGCCUGCCUACAUUGACUCCCUCGAACGCCUCGGCUGGACCGUCUAUCUUGUCAGGGGGAAAUUGCUGGAAACGAGCACCAAGCCGGCGGGUCAAGCUCGCAGCGGCAACGAUGGCACUCGGUCGCCACCUGAAGAUGGUGCCAAGGGGAUAGGGACGGUGGGUGCGCGCGAUGCAAUGUGA
Messenger RNA from Eucalyptus grandis, 639 nucleotides. Its product is annotated as ataxin-3 homolog. Gene Ontology annotation, biological process: protein deubiquitination. Gene Ontology annotation, molecular function: cysteine-type deubiquitinase activity. Bases 1 to 639 code for a protein of 212 amino acids. Gene Ontology annotation, cellular component: nucleus. The record is from RefSeq and is a predicted model, not a curated record. Lineage: Eukaryota; Viridiplantae; Streptophyta; Magnoliopsida; Myrtales; Myrtaceae. The transcript is spliced from 2 exons.